AUGUCAGGUGCAAUAAGAUACCCCCAUAUCGAUCCCUCUGGAAGUUUGAAUUAUCCCGAAAAUAUCGGGAACCGCAUUUGGAAAUAUCGUCAGAAUGAUCCAGGGGAUUCAGAGAAAAGUUCUGGCACUCAGGAAGAACUUCCAGCUGUAUGCCCAAAGAACAGUAUCGGUGUAGAAGCCAUCAAUUCCAAAGCUGAGAGACAGAUGACCAACGACAAGCUUUUAAGUAUAGUCCAGAGUAGUCACUUCAUUCUUCGACUUUUUGCAGUCCUCAAUGCAUUUUUGUCGCUGUAUUUGAUCUUGAGCUCCGUCGAGGCUUUUCGAUUUGCACAAAAUAAGCCAGGUCGCCCACUGUCGUCCGUUCAGAGAUCAGUGCAUAUGUCAGCUCUGCCGUGGACUGUCUUCGCCAGUGUAGCAGGGGCAAACAUUCUAAUCAAUUUUUACUUCUUAGUCCUCUUUUGCUGCUUGUCCAAAAAGCCACCCAAUAUUCAUGGCUUACUCUACAAUGUUGUCAGUGGAGUUGUAUUUGGAAUCGUGCUUGGUGCCUUCAUCCUACUCAGCAUGCACAUAGAUUCAUCGAGCGAUCUUCGGUAA
Molecule: messenger RNA, 594 nt
Organism: Cadophora gregata
Lineage: Eukaryota; Fungi; Ascomycota; Leotiomycetes; Helotiales; Ploettnerulaceae
Exons: 3
Coding region: 1-594 (197 amino acids)
Source: RefSeq, a predicted model, not a curated record